Aspergillus chevalieri is the source of this 315-nucleotide messenger RNA. RefSeq lists its product as uncharacterized. The transcript has a single exon. Lineage: Eukaryota; Fungi; Ascomycota; Eurotiomycetes; Eurotiales; Aspergillaceae. The record is from RefSeq and is a predicted model, not a curated record. Bases 1 to 315 code for a protein of 104 amino acids.
AUGGACCUCUUCCUCUACAACGACACCCAUCGCCUGUGGAUCUGUGGUCCCUGUGGAUUCGCCGUGCGGCCCGCCCAUCUCGCCGCCCACCUGGCCAACCGCCAUCCCAAGCAUCCCUCCGCGGCCACCCCGGCCCUCCGCCGGGCCGCCUGUGCCCUGAUGCUCAAGCGGCCCUGCUGGGACCCCGCGCGGGAGCCUGACCGUCCGGUCCCGCCGCCCCCCGGCCCCGGGGAGUCCGCCGGUCCCGGGGCUCCCCGUCCACCCGGGCUAUCGCUGCCCCCACCCCGACUGUGCCUACAUCGUGUGCAAUCCUGA